AUGACCAUAUUUGAUGCUGAGCUCAUGCCCAACCCAAAAGAAUUGUUUGUCCAGCUGUCUACUGUAAACUACUUCACUAAACUUAAAUUAAACAAGGUGUUUUGGCAAAUACCUUUGACCGAAGAGGCCAAAGCUAAGACUGCCUUCUUGACACCCACUGGCCAUUACCAGUUUAAAUACAUGCCGUUUGGUCUUUUCAAUAGUCCCAUGCAAUCUGGUUCAGCGUUUUGUAGUGUUGUUGGCGGUGUUUCAGGUCGUGGUUUUAGUGCACCGAGUUCGCAUUUAGCUUCGUUUGUUGGUAGUGAGUACGACACUUUAUCCGAUACGUCAGAAUAUGUACCUGAUAAUUUGGUUUCACCGGUUAGUAAGCUUAAGGGUGCAAUGAAAGUUUGGAGACAAACAGAUGAUAAUUCCUAUGUUUUGGGCGUCAUUGGUAAUGGGUACAGGUUACCUUUUAUCACGACUCCGCCAUCAGCGAUUUCGCCUAACAAUAAAUCAGCAGUUAAUAAUUCUGAGUUUGUAGUAGAUGAGAUUAACAAGUUGCUUAUUAGGGGUUGUAUAAGGGAAAUUUCACUCCCUCCACAUGGCAUUAACCCUUUAAAGUGGCAUGUAAUCGAGACGCUGUAUGUAAUGCAGCCCCAGUGGCCUUAUAAAAUGGCAAGUAUGUCAGGGACGAAUGGAAAUACGGGCAGCAAGGAUGAACCAAUUGAUAGCAGACAUAGUCCAGCUACCUUAAAUAUAUUGACAAAUAGCACUGAUCAUGAAGAUUUUUCUAAAAGAGCAAUGAUUACAUCAGAAAUCAAUCUUUAUCUCCCCAGCAUGCUGUGCCUUGAUGAAUGCGAAGAAAUUGACUUGAAAUCAACAGAUACGCCAUUAACAGUGCCAACGAUAGCACGCUACAAUGCCGAUUCAGAAUCCAGUGAUCAAGUCCAAGUUAAAACCGCACCAGCGGUUCAUUUUCAGCCUCCUCGUAGAUCCACCUUUUUCGAAGGCAUCUGGGGCUGUCUGAGACCGGUAUGGACUAUCAUCGGAAAAACGGCCGUAGCCGAAAAACUCGCAUCAGAUGAUUGGGAGGUUCCAUUUGAAGACAUCAGUGGAUUGCAAUGGCUUGGCAGUGGGGCACAAGGAGCAGUAUUUCUAGGCUGUUACAAAGGUCAGCAGGUCGCUGUGAAGAAAGUUAAAGACAAAGUAGAAACUGAUAUUAGGCAUCUACGGAAAUUAAACCAUCCUAAUUUAGUGACAAUAAGAGGUGUGUGUACCCAAGCUCCUUGUUACUGCAUUGUGAUGGAUUAUUGCCCGUAUGGUCAGUUGUAUGAGGUUUUACGUGAAGGGCGAGAAAUUCCACCCAAUUUAAUGGUGCAGUGGAGUAAACACAUCGCUACUGGAAUGAACUACUUACACUCUCAUAAAAUUAUACACAGAGAUCUUAAAUCACCCAAUGUACUAGUAUGUAACAGGGAUGUAGUAAAAAUUUCUGAUUUUGGUACAUGUAAAGAAUGGAAUGAAAAGAGCACCAAGAUGUCGUUUGCGGGCACUGUCGCUUGGAUGGCGCCGGAGGUUAUACGCAAUGAACCCUGUUCUGAAAAAGUAGAUGUUUGGUCCUUUGGUGUUGUAUUAUGGGAGUUGCUUACGGGUGAAAUGCCAUAUAAGGAUGUGGAUUCUUCAGCUAUUAUCUGGGGUGUUGGGAGUAAUAGUUUGAAAUUACCGAUACCACGUACCUGUCCGGAAGGGUUCCAGCUGUUGAUGAGACAGUGCUGGCAUGGUAAACCAAAGAAUAGACCUUCAUUUCGUCAAGUAUUAAUGCAUAUUGAUAUAGCCUCAUCAGAUUUCCUUUCAACGCCGCAGGAGUCUUACUUUGAUAAGCAGGUUGACUGGAGAGAAGAGAUUAAAAAUACAUUUGAAAAAAUAAAGAGUGAAGGAUCACAUCUGCAGAGAAUUGAUGAAGAUUUGAUAAGAAAACGACAAGAGGAGCUGAAGAAAGAGCGUCAGAUACAGGCCUAUGCCAAACCUAAAAAGCGUGUGAUUAAACCUAUUAUCAAGGGACAGACAGACAAUAUAGACCUUGUGAAGAAAUCGGUAUCAAGAUCACCGCAGAUAUUAUCAAGGUGCUCAAGUCCAGCUAUUGACAUAAAAAAUGAAACUCUGUCUGCAUCGUCUUCUAGAAGAUCUGUAUCUCCUAUGAAAAUUUCGCCGAGUAGAAUGCGGAAAACACGGUAUAGACGUAGUAGUAGUGGAAGUUAUAGUAGAUCUAAAACUGUGGGACCUGUGAGCCCAAACAAAGAGGCACUCCACAAUGAGUUGUUGUUAAAAACAACUGGAGUGGUUAUGCAAGACAUUGAGAACUUGAAAAAUGUGGAAUUAGGACGACUACGAAAUGAUUCAGAAAGUGACUGUUCUGUAAAAUCUGGGAAAUCUUCACGUAAUGCUCCAGGGAGCGCUGUUAGACAAACUAAAAUACCUUAUGGAAGGCAAAGAAGUGUUGAAACACAGACAAGUGACAAUACAUGUCCAGUGCAUAACUGUACAAACAGUACUCAGGAAUUAUACGAUGAAGUUAAUAGCAAUAACUCGCCAAAAUCAGAACAUUUCUUGAACGGUAAUCAUCACUCAUCCAAUGAAUAUAUUGGAGAGAAAUUGGCACGUUGCCAUAGUGAUGCGAGAAGUCCAAUCCGACGUAAAGGACCCGGGGUUGCUAUGUUACAGUAUCAAAAAACAUCAUCGUCAAAUAAACCCAGGGAAUUGAAGAGACUAAAUUUAAAACCAAAAAAGGAUAUUUGUGGUGAUUGGAGUGACGGUGAUGGUGACGUCAGUGAAAGCAGUGAUAACGAUGAUGUAUUUACUGACAGGAGUGAUGGUCAUGGUAGAAUAUUCACUUCUGCAUUUAGUUCUGAUGGAAAUAGUGACGAUGACAACGAAGAGAACACAAGUGACAGAUCACUAGGGACGACACCAGAAUUAUUGUCAUCCAGUUACACUCCAGAACUAGGUAUUGAAAGCAAUAUUUCUGAUAGCUUCUCAGAUAAAGACAAUCCACAGCAGCCAAAAUCAGGAAGUGAUCUUCCGUCUUCAGACAGCGAGGAAGACUGUUCUGUUGCCACGACAAAUACUGUAGUUUGUGCUUAUCAUAGUAACAAAGAAAAUACAACAACGAACAGAUGAACAGGGUUGGUUUCCAUGACAAUGAUUAUCGGUUACUCAGGUUGUCUACUUGUGUGUUGCAAUAUUGAUUUGAAAAUGGUCAACAUAGAAACAAUUACCAUAGUAACCAUCAGGUACACAGGGUUAGCUGUGAUUGGUGUAUUCUGAUCAUGUGACCAAGCUGAAACAUUUAUAUUAUUGCUGGGUGUAAAUCCAAUUGCUGUCUGUACCGUUGGUAAUCAAGUCCCGAAAUGUCCUACUUAUUGUACUUAAAAUU
Molecule: messenger RNA, 3415 nt
Organism: Saccoglossus kowalevskii
Lineage: Eukaryota; Metazoa; Hemichordata; Enteropneusta; Harrimaniidae
Product: mitogen-activated protein kinase kinase kinase 13-A-like
Biological process (GO): protein autophosphorylation
Cellular component (GO): cytoplasm
Molecular function (GO): ATP binding; MAP kinase kinase kinase activity
Source: RefSeq, a predicted model, not a curated record